Molecule: messenger RNA, 2232 nt
Organism: Gilbertella persicaria
Lineage: Eukaryota; Fungi; Mucoromycota; Mucoromycetes; Mucorales; Choanephoraceae
Exons: 8
Molecular function (GO): protein binding
Source: RefSeq, a predicted model, not a curated record
AAUGAAAUCAGACAUUGCUAUUCUUCAAGUGAAAAAUGAAGAAAAUGAAUAUAAUUUAGCUGCUUCUGAUAUUUCAAGCAGUAAUAAUAGUAGCAGUAAUCGAUCUAGUAUGAGUAGUCUGGAUACUACUCCACUUGAGUUAGGCAUCGUCAUCAAUGCCCUUCAACAUGCUAUUGACGACGAUGCAACAAUCAUUCAACAAGAACAAGAUCAUGAACAGAAGAAGAUAGAACAAGAUACUAGUAGCGGUUCAGCCAAUGUCAUUAAGAUAUCACCUAUUGAUCCAAAGCAUAUAAAGCCAAACACAUUGAACCCUCGGGAACAAGAAAAAGCAGAUGAACACUAUUUAAAAGCAAUACAUUUACUCUUCAGUAAUAAAUUCAUGAAAGCAAAACAAAUGUUCGAGCAAUAUGCACACACUGAUCCAUUUUAUACUUCAGGAUUAGGCUCUAUGACAUUUUUCAAAGCCAUCAUGACAAUGGAUCAAGGCUCUAUAGAGAAUGCAAUGCAAGUAUUAAUGUCAACAUACACCAUUGCUUCAGCACAAAUCCAUAACACAACUGGACCUUUUAUCGGCAGUAAAUUAAUAAGCUAUGUGACAUCUUACUGUCAUGCUAUCAAAAUAUCUCGAGGAUCUGCUCUCCCAACAAAUGUGAUGCCUGUAAAACCCAAAAAGCUAGAAUUGCACAAGACGCAUAGAACUCCAAAUGGUGUCUUGCGUGCUCAUGUUGUUAAGGCAGAAGCGUGUUUGCAAAUGGCCAUUCUUUAUUUGUUUCAAGAGACGAUUGCAGGCUAUAUUAAAUGUGGUCUCAAUCUAAGACGAGCUUAUACUAGUUAUACCAUUGUGUGGCAAGAAUAUAAGCGCAUGGGGCAAUUACAUGACGAGUAUAUUGACAGAGAUACGAUUUCUGGUAUACAGUUUGGUAUUGGAUCCAUUCAUUUGGUAUUAUCGUCUUUACCCAGCAAGAUACUACGUACAGUAGCUGCUUUUGGAUGGAAAGCAGAUCAACAUUUAGGUUUUGCUCUUCUCAAAUUAUGCCUAGAAAACAAGAGAGCGAAAUCACCCAUGGCAUCAGCCAUGUUGUUGGCUUACUAUACCACACUCACCAACCUGUGCCCUCAAUUACUUGUCGAUGAAUACACACAGCCAGCGAUUCAUACACUGUUGGACGCACAAAAGACGUAUCCUAACUCAACCAUCUUCCUUUAUUUUGCAGGUCGAACAUCUCGUAUUGCACGCAACUUGACACUCUCAACACAGUCAUUUUUGUAUGCCAUUGAGACAAGUAAGAACGAAUGGGUUGAAGUACAAAUGAAUCAAAUGGCGAGUUAUGAGAUCGGCUUAAAUUACAUGAUGCAGAGCGACUGGGAAGAAGCUGCCGGUAUCUUUGAUGCGCUUUACAAAGAGGGCUAUUGGUCGCCCGCUAUUCUUCGCUACCUGACAGGUGCUUGUUUGGAUAUGAUGGGACGUCGAACAGAAGCCAUUUUAGCGUUUGCUCAAAUCCCUGGUUUGAUUACACGCACAUCAAAAUUCAGUAACAACACAACGACAUCAGGUAUGGAACAUUAUAUUUUACACAAAGUCGAGUUCUUUCAAACCACUGGGUAUCAAGACAUGGACAUGACCAUGUGUGCACUUGAAUAUCUUUAUUUGUGCAACGCGUUUGAAUUCAUGGACACAAUGCAAUUAGAACACAACCUGCAUUUGACAGAGGAUGCCCUGGGCCGCAUUUUGGAUACUGAGAAACUUGAAUACAGUAUUCGUGCCAGAGAGUUACUACCAGAGACACCACCACCACAAUACGAUCCUCAACGUGCCAUCUUAUUGUUGAUCAAGGCAGCUAUUUUGAAUGCUAUGGGCCGAGUUCAUGAAUCUAUUAUUCAUUUGAAUUGGGUUAUAGAUCACAAAGACACGAUGACAGCGGAUUCUUGGGUUUUACCCUUUGCUUAUUGGGAGGUGGGCACAACAUGUUGGAACUUGAAUCAUAAAACGCGAGCAAAAGAAUUUUGGAAGACCGCAUCAAGAUUUACAGGCUACAAUUUUGAGUACAAAUUAGCCACGCGAGUUUAUCUUGCUGUCACACAAGCGGAAAAAUUGGGUAUUGUUCAAAGAUUAGAUAAGGUCAAAUCAAACGACAAGACGAACGAUACUAGCAUGCCGAUAAAAUAUCGAUUAUCUACCUCCGAAUCAAAAGAUAUGGAACACAUUGUUCAACAAUUAAGACUAUAGAG